CUGGCGGCGGUACUGGCGGCGGUACUGGCGGCGGUACUGGCGGCGGUACUGGCGGCAGCGCUGGUCCGCGCAGCUCCUCUCGACGAGACAACGAUUACCCUCGAGACGGCAUUCGAAAGGUUGCACCUCCUCCCUCAUGAAAUCCCGGCAACCUCACGUCCUCUUUGGUCGCCAAUCCAACAUCCAAACAACUUUUGGACGGGGGCGACCAAAGGGGACUGCAGUUGCAUGAACGACGUCCUCGCGCUAACCGUGUCGCUUCGGGCGAUACAGUCCUACAGAGACGAGCCUCGAGAUCUUGACAGCGAAUGGGUCCACGACCGUUAUGAAGACGACUCCCGUCCUCGCCGAUCUGCCCCUCGACGCCGUAGAGAGUCCCCCCCCGAGCAAAACGAUCCCACGUCUUCGAAACUGAAAGUCGAGAAUCUCCACUAUGAUUUGACGCAGAAAGAGUUGGAGGACCUCUUCAGCCGAGUGGGGCCGAUCGUGAGAUUUGUGCUCGUAUACGACCGUGCCGGACGAUCAGAGGGCAUCGCAUAUGUCACCUACGAGUACCCCGAGCACGCCCGAAAGGCCGUUCGGGAAUUCGAUGGCGCCAACGCCAAUGGCCAACCCAUCCGAUUGACCUUGAUACCCGACGGCCGCCGCAGUCGCGCGUCACGAAACCCAUUCGACACCGCAGUCAUGCCGAGCCGCCCGCUCUCGGAACGCAUCACCUUUCCCGACGACAGGUCUCGGUCCUUGUCCCCCACUCGAAAUCAGGAUGUCGAGGAGGCGGCGAGCAGAGGAAUCGACCGCUACGUCCCCGGCCCGCGUUCUUCGCGCAGCCCCCUGCCGUCGAGGCGGCGAGGAGGAGGAGGCGGCGGUGGUGGACGCCGACCAGGAGCCAGGAGAGAGGCGGCGCCGGCAGGCCGAGGGAACAGCCGAAGCGGCCAACGGCCGAGGAAGACGCAGGAAGAACUGGAUGCGGAAAUGGCGGAUUACUUCAACGGCGGCGGCGACAACGGGGCCCCGGCUCCUGCUCAGACCGGAGCGGUCAGCAGUGACCAGACGGCGACGGACGAUAUCGAUAUGAUCGAGUAGGAAGUAUGAACAAGUUCUACGGCGCCAUGGUCCAGCUUUGGGAGCACCCAGCACCGCUUAAUUGCUGAUUCGACAACCACAGCUAGCAAAAGUGGACAAAAGAGUGUAAACAUCAAUAAAUUGGUCCUUCACAACAGGAACACGCAUUACAACGAUGUCGAUUUUUUAUGCCGAAGCUGGCUCCGAGACUUUCUGCAAGGGUCAUGUCUUCUGCUGCAGCACGGAUAGGUUCAAU
Messenger RNA from Sodiomyces alkalinus F11, 1318 nucleotides. Its product is annotated as RNA-binding domain-containing protein. The record is from RefSeq and is a predicted model, not a curated record. NCBI's taxonomy places the organism in Eukaryota, Fungi, Ascomycota, Sordariomycetes, Glomerellales, Plectosphaerellaceae. Gene Ontology annotation, cellular component: nucleus. Gene Ontology annotation, biological process: mRNA export from nucleus. The coding region runs from base 229 to 1083 and encodes 284 amino acids. The transcript is spliced from 7 exons. Gene Ontology annotation, molecular function: mRNA binding.